Molecule: messenger RNA, 708 nt
Organism: Zeugodacus cucurbitae (melon fly)
Lineage: Eukaryota; Metazoa; Arthropoda; Insecta; Diptera; Tephritidae
Product: diptericin-A
Exons: 2
Coding region: 78-389 (103 amino acids)
Biological process (GO): defense response to bacterium
Cellular component (GO): extracellular region
Source: RefSeq, a predicted model, not a curated record
AUCAGCUUGAAGCCAAUCAUUUGGAAUUGAAUUAUAGCUCAAGUUGGUUUAAGCAAUCGCAGAAAACAAUCGUAGAAAUGUCCGUGAAAGUAUUUAUUUUAUUUUGCCUUUUAAACUUGGUCCUGGCUUAUCCCAAGGAUCAGCAGGAUCCGUGGCGCCUAAACCCACAACCGCAACCUCAGCGGCAGCCUCAGUUUAAUUUACAGGGCGGCGGUAGUCCUAAGCAAGGUAUUGAUUUGAGCCUUGACACGCGUGUGCCAGUCUGGCAGAGUAAUAAUGGCCGACACUCUUUCGAUGCCACCGGACAGUACUCGCAACAUUUGGGCGGACCGUAUGGCAACAGCCGUCCUAAUUGGGGAGCCGGUGGCGUAUAUACUUAUAGGUUUUGAACCUACUAAAACACUUAAAUAUUCAACUAUAAAUGAAGAAUUAGUGGUUAUAAAAUAGUUAUUAUUAUUAAAAUAUCAAAGCAAAAAUAUCGGUUUUAGAUUGUCCAUAUUAUGGAGAGAUAGUUUUCUAAAUCAUUUAGACGGAAAUCUUCAACAAAAGUGCUUAUAUAAAGUAAAGUCCUCAGAACUAUGAUUGUGAAGUAAUUCAAUUUGGGCAAUACAUAAAUAAAUGUGAAUGAUAAGGAUAAGUGAAUGAUAAGAAAUGAUAAGAAUAGCUUUCAGUAGAUUCACAAACAAAAAUAUACAUAGACUAAUUGAA